This is a messenger RNA of Trifolium pratense (red clover), 994 nucleotides long. RefSeq names its product uclacyanin 1-like. Lineage: Eukaryota; Viridiplantae; Streptophyta; Magnoliopsida; Fabales; Fabaceae. The record is from RefSeq and is a predicted model, not a curated record. The transcript is spliced from 2 exons. Gene Ontology annotation, molecular function: electron transfer activity. Gene Ontology annotation, cellular component: plasma membrane. Bases 159 to 854 code for a protein of 231 amino acids.
UUUUUAUUUAUUGAACCAAACCAAAUCUUUAUUCCACAUUCCUUUAUUUUUGUCAAUAUAAAUAGAUAUCUAACUCAAGUCAAUUAUCAAAAUCAAUCAUAUCUAUCUAAUAAACUUUGAUCAUCUUUUGCAUUUCAUAUUCAUCAUAUUUAGAAAACAUGGGUGUACUUGAAAUUAUUCUAAGAGUGUCUUUUGUGGCUAUGUUUAUCAAAUUGGCCAUGGCUACAAAUCACAUUGUUGGAGGACCAAAUGGUGGAUGGGAUACAAGCUCAGACCUUCAAACAUGGGCAUCAUCCCAACAAUUUUCAGUUGGAGACAAUCUCAUUUUCAAUUAUCCACCAAACCAUGAUGUGGUUGAAGUUACAAAACCAGAUUAUGAUUCUUGCCAGCAAAUAAAUCCAAUUCAAUCUUACAAUGAUGGUGCCACAACAAUCACUCUCACAUCACAAGGCAAAAGAUACUUCAUUUGUGGUACAAUAGGACAUUGCAACCAAGGAAUGAAAGUUGAAAUAGACACACUUGCCACUCAAAUCUCUCCUGCCUCUCCAGCUCCAGCAGCAGAAUCUCCUUCAAUAUCAGAUUCUCCAAUCAUUUCCAUCAUUCCCUCUGCAGCUCCUGAAGAAUCUAUUUCUUCACCUGCAGAAUCUCCUGACACAAAAAGUCCAUUGUUUGAACCAAAUAUGGAAAGUCCUACGUUCUCUCCGGUGAUUCCUUCAACUGAAUUUCUAGCUCCCUCCUCUCCUCUAGCACAACAUUCGCAGGAUGUUUCUGCUUCGUCAGCCGAGAAAGGAAAUCUACAAGCCUUCAUUUCAAUAGUGUUGAGUUUUGUAGUGGUAUUUAUUGCCUUCUUCUAAGGAUGAGAAAAAUCUCGCUCGACUCAAACCUAUUGAGCAUAUUUCGCGUGCAAAUUUGUUUUUUCGUGUGUCUCUCUUUGUAUCUGUGGUGUGAUUAUUAUUGUUUACAAUUUCAGUGUUAUUCCAAUCUUCUUUUUAAA